This is a messenger RNA of Papaver somniferum (opium poppy), 1203 nucleotides long. RefSeq lists its product as uncharacterized. The transcript has 2 exons. The coding region runs from base 1 to 1203 and encodes 400 amino acids. The record is from RefSeq and is a predicted model, not a curated record. NCBI's taxonomy places the organism in Eukaryota, Viridiplantae, Streptophyta, Magnoliopsida, Ranunculales, Papaveraceae.
AUGGAAGCUAAGUUAAAAGGCUGGAAAGAAAAAGUCAUGCCACAAUCUAGUAGAAUGGUGUUGAUCAAAGUUGUCUUAGCAAAUGUCCCUACGUUCCAAAUGGGAUGUUUCAUAAUCCCUAAGACUAUAACUAAGAAAACAAAUGCAAUUCAAAGGGACUUCUGGUGGGGAAAGGAUACUAACUCUGGAGGGUUUUAUCCAAAAACCUUGCCAAGUCUUUGUAAACCUAUACAUAAGGGAGGUUUAGGAUUUAGAUAUUCUCACAAAUUUAAUCUUAAUAUGGUGGACAAAUUGGUUUGGAGACUUAUAAAAGAAAAAGACUCUCUUUCGGCUAAAACAUUGAGAAAUGGGUACUUCAAAAAGAAAUCGCCACUAAAAGUAAAACCCUCUACUAGGAUCUCAUGGAUCUGGAAAUGUAUCUGCGAAGGAUUACAUCUUAUCCGGAAAUAUAGUAUUUGGGAAAUAGGUAAUGGUUUAAGUGUUAAUCUAUGGGAGGAUAAUUGGUUACCAGAAGUGCCUCAAAGAGCUAAAGUUUUUACUUGGAAAUGUCUGCAGAACGUCACUGCGACAAAUGUGAAUCUUUAUGGUGAAGUCGAUGACAUUCAUCCUAACUGUACUUUGUGUGGUGAGGAUCUAGAAACCAUGGAACAUUUAUUUUUCCACUGCCCUUAUGCUAGAGAAGUUUGGGAAACAGCUCCGAACCCCAUUUCUCUUCAACUAGAUCCCUCUACCUCCAUGUUAAACCUUUAUAAAGAUUGGAUUCACAACCCAAGGCAUGAAAUUUCUUUAGAAUUAGCUUUAACAAAAAUGUGGAUGACAUGGAAAGAACGAUGUAAUAGAGUUUUUGAAUCUAAAAAUAGAUCAUCAACACAAUUAUCUCAGGAUAUCCAAAGACAUCUUCUCUUUUGGACUAGAAAAGACACUAAACAAGCUAAGCAGCGUAGACAUACAUCAUCUAGACCUAUUUGGAUGGCACCUGAGACUAACACUCACAAAAUUAACAUUGAUGCAUCUUGGGAUUCAGCUAUAACCCCCUCAAGCUUUGCUUUAAUUUUGCGAGAUGAUGUGGGAAUCUUUGAAGGAGGCAAAGCAGGAUCAUCAUUCUCAACAAAUCCACAUGAAGCAGAAGCAGUAGGAGUUUACCAGGCAGCAGUAUGGGCUAAAGAAAACAAUAUCGGAAAUUUCAGCAUUGAAGGGGAUUGA